UUGUAUGUUGGCCGAGGGUUUGCGUGGCGGGGGCGGCAACGACGAUGACAUUAUUUUAUUUAUGCUGUGAUAGUGAAAUAACAACAACAACAACAACAAAAACACCAAGAACCACAACACCCAACCCCCUAAAAUCAAUCGCAAUAUUUUUGACUAGAGCCGCAAAACCAAUGGAUAGUCAUUACAUUAAACGAUAAAAAAAAAAACGGGAAAUUAACCAAAAGCUUUAAUCAUAAACUAAAAAAAACACCAAGCAAAUCGUUGCAAACCAUAUAAAUAAAUAAGUCUUUAAUGCAUAGUGAAAACAGCACCAAUUAGCGCAUAACCUAUAAAAUAUUAGUCAAUAUGUUUAGCUAGUUACAAUUUACAUAGAUACCAUUUAAUUAGUGGCUUCAAACAAAACACCAAAAGAAAGAAACCAACAACCAACAAAAGGGGAAAAACCAAUACCUAGUUCAAUUGUACGGAACGCAAAACUAACGAAUAGCGAUUAGGAAAACUGGCCAACUGAUAAGGCUGGCGAAAAUAUUAAGCUUAUAGCGAAUAGGAAAUAAUAAUAGCAACUACCCCCCAACCGCGCCGAAAGCCCCGAAAAGCGAAUUCAUUCAGAAAACGUGCCACACAACCGGACGGCAGCGACGUCGACUGCGGCAGCGACGGACAACGGUAAAUGUCAAAGUCAUAAAGAGAAAGCGGAGAAAUGCCGAUGAGAGAAAGCUCGAAACAAAUGUCAAAACUGUAAGGAGCUUUUUGGAGAAGCAACGUUAAGUGUCAAAAUCACAAAGAGAAAUCAAAGAGAGUGCCGGAGAGAGAAGCUCAAAACUAGAAGGAUAACCUCCGGUUAAGCAGUUAACCAGAGCUUUUAUGUCAUAAAGCCAUAACUGUUAAAAUCAUUGAGCAAGAAAGGAAAAAUAUUAAAGAAACUGAAUAUUGCUUAAGUCUUAACUAAAAAGGAUGACAUGGUUAAAUGGAUAUCUUUCUGUUAAAUGCUACAUGUUAAAGUGAAAGUGAAGAGACAAAUAGUGCUUCAAGAAGAUUUAGUAGGUCACGCAAAAUCCUUAGAGUAGCUUUACUAAAGAGAAGCCCAUGUCAACUUGACAUAGUUUUUGUCAAAACUCAAACCUAAGAGAAAAGCUGAGGAUAAGGGAAGAAAAGCGAUAGGAAAGUGAAAGGAAAAGCUCAGUGAAUCUUCUUGAAACUAGACCAAUGAGAAAGCCUUAAGUGAAAGCUCAGGACACAAGCUCAAUCACAGCUUUUGGCCAAGACACAAGCCAAUAAACCCAGACCAAUGGCCAGCACAGCGUUGGGAAUGGGUGGGGGAGGAGGCGGAGGAGGGGCACAAGGAGCGCCAGCGGGAUCGGCGCAUCCCGACGACGCCAGCAGCAUGAGCGACGACGUCUUCGAGGAUGCGGAGACCACCCAGGCCAGGAUCGAGGAGCUGCGUCGCCGGCCCUUCGGCGACGGCUGUUACAAUCCCCCCGCAGCACCCGCCUCCGUUUCCGCCUCGAUAACGACAACAACGACGCAGCACCACCACCACCAUGAUCAUAAUCCACACCACCAGCACCACCAUCACAGCCAGCUGAGUUUGACCGGAAGCCAUCACUACCACGACGACACCAUCAUGGCCCCCGUUCAGCGCUCAGCCACCGGAUAUCCGGGCUAUCGUCCCUCCCGCGAGGCCAUGCAGAUGUAUGCGUAUGGAGCCGAGGACUACGAGGACGACUACAACGAUGGCUGGCGAUCGUAUCGCUACGACGAGGUGGACAUGCACCCAGCCCCGCCCACCGCCCAUCAGCAGCCCUUCGACGACACGGUCAACCACAAGACGAUCCUGCUGGGCGACUCGGGAGUGGGCAAGACGUCCUUCCUGGUCAAAUACAACACGGGCGAGUUCCGGCUGGGCUCCUUCUCCGCCACAGUGGGCAUUGCGCUAACGGUCAUAAUGCUGGGAGAUUCGGGAGUGGGCAAGACCUCACUUUUGAUCCGAUUCCGCGAUGGUCGCUAUGUGCCAAGCUAUUUCCUCAGCACGGUCGGCAUUGAUUUUAGGAACAAAGUGGUGGUCGUCGAUGGGACACGCGUCAAGCUGCAAAUCUGGGACACGGCCGGUCAGGAGCGAUUCCGAAGCGUUACCCACGCCUACUACCGCGACGCCCAUGCUCUGCUGCUGCUGUACGAUGUGACCAACAAGACCACCUACGACAACAUCCGCGCCUGGCUGGGCGAAAUACGGGAGUACGCGCAGGAGGACGUGGUCAUCGUUUUAAUAGGAAACAAGGCCGAUUGCAGCGGCAGCGAGCGGCAGGUGAAGCGGGAGGAUGGGGAGCGCUUGGGAAGGGAACACAACGUGCCCUUCAUGGAGACCUCGGCCAAAACGGGACUCAACGUGGAGCUGUCGUUCACAGCGGUGGCCAGGCAGCUGAAGAGUCGCGGCUACGAGCACGGCGAUGAUGGAAAGUUCAAUGUGCAUGAUUUUGUGCGUGACAAUACAAAGGCGCGCUCGGUUUGCGCCCAAUGCAGAAAUAUGUAAUUGCAAUUGUUAUUGGCCAGGUCGCGACUAACAAAAGCCAUAUCCUCCCGAUCCCGCGCACAAAGAUAACAAUAAACUGGCAGACAGAUCGAAGGGAAGUGAAAGUGAAAGUGAGGCACUCAAAAAGAUAUAGAUACGGAUUACUGAAGGGUACACGUAGGGCAGAGUCGAACUUCUGCAUUUAUUGAACAACAAAUUAAACACAAAGACACUCGACAAGAUGGCACCAAUUUUGUAAGAACCUAGUGAGAGGGUAGAGUACUCGGUAUGUUUUGUAUGUAAAUGGGAUUUUCGGGGCGGAUACGCAUAAUUUUUUAAGGGCAAGCCAUUGGCAAUGCGUAAGGCAUAAGUAGGCCAAUCCAAUGCAUAAAUAUUGAACAAUAUAUAUACAUAUAUACAAAUAUCCAUAUACAACUGCAUAAAUUACUUUAACGAGGGAAAAUGAGGGAUAACACCGCAGAGGAAGCGCAGCAAAAUCAUGCAACAUUGAGAUUUAUCCAGCACGUCGUUGGACUUCGCUGAGGAUCGUCUUUAUAUGUACCUACCGAAAACCUACAACUGCAAACCCAGUGGAAAUCUCGAGAAGUACCAAAUCCAAUUAAUGAGAAACAAUCACUCAAUUUACCUACUAUUAGUUGUAUUGUUUUACUCCUAAUUAUUAAGUGUUAUGGCCUAUCGUUAAGUUUUAGACCCACUCGAGGCCCCUGGAAAAUUAUUUACACACCCCACUUAUGAAUACCCUACGCAACUAAGUUAAUUACUACUACUUACGUCUCAUCUAUUGUAAGCCCAACCAAAAAACCCAUUCGAAACUAUUUUGAGGAGCGCGCCCAGGCGACAGGUUGCGAAUAAUCAAAGGCAGUUGAACCUAUUACUAUACUGAGCUACUACAGCGAAAGAAAAAGAAUCCGACGCAUGCAUAUAUCAUGUAAACUAGCUACUAAACAGCGUUAUAUUCAAGCAGACGUCAAGUCUAUACCAUAAACAGCAAAUACAUAUUUACAUUG
Molecule: messenger RNA, 3537 nt
Organism: Drosophila subpulchrella
Lineage: Eukaryota; Metazoa; Arthropoda; Insecta; Diptera; Drosophilidae
Gene: Rab26
Product: ras-related protein Rab-26
Exons: 6
Coding region: 1289-2530 (413 amino acids)
Cellular component (GO): Golgi apparatus; endosome
Molecular function (GO): GTP binding; GTPase activity
Source: RefSeq, a predicted model, not a curated record